Microthlaspi erraticum is the source of this 408-nucleotide messenger RNA. The record is from the annotation of a GenBank genome assembly. NCBI's taxonomy places the organism in Eukaryota, Viridiplantae, Streptophyta, Magnoliopsida, Brassicales, Brassicaceae.
AUGAUCAUCACUAUUACAGCUACUAGCACAUACGUCUGCUGGGACUUGGUGGAUUUCCCACUCCCUAAUGAUGAGAUUGAUUCGUUUUAUACAAACGUCAAAUCAACUCUCCGGGAAGAGGGUUAUAUGGGUGAAGUUUCUAUCACAGCUUAUGGUCAUAGAGAACGUUCUACUCCAAAAGAGAUUGAGUCUGUACAUCAGAGCAUCCACCUUGUCCGACUAACAGUUGCUGACUACGACGAAUGCCCAUUAGAGUUAAAGCCUAGUUGCACCGUAUGGUUAUGGGAAAGUCUAUUGCAAGGAGGAUGCCCUAUUCCCACUAACCCGGAGAUGGAGAAGAGGGUCAAGGAGAGGAGGAUCAAGGAGAGGAUGAAAGAGAUGAUCAAGGAGAUGAUGAGGAUAGGAUGA